AUGGCGUCGUCCAUCUGUAGGACGUUGAAAUUAUUUCAGCCGACAACAUGUCACAACUUGAAGAGUGCAGUGGCUUUGUUGGACGUGCGGUUCCCCCAGAGUACGGUUGUUCCGAUCAGGAGCAAGAAGCGCUAUUUCAUCCCGCCAAAGGUAGGCAUGAAGCAGCGGACCCAAGAUGAAAUAGAGGCUCAGGCACGGGCGUCCGGUAUGGUGCCCAGGCAAGAGUACAUGGAGAGAGCCAUCAACAUUGCUUGUACAGCUGGGAUCUUUGAUCCAUACGUCCCUCCCGAGGGUGAUGCUCGUCUGUCCACCUUAUCAAAGGAAGGUCUUAAACAGCGAACGGAGCAGUUACGACAGAGCGCAGGAUCACAGCUGGCAAUACGAAAAAUAAAGGAACAUGACUCGGAAUUCACGACAAAAGAGUUCCCAACUCGAGCUCAAGAGAUUUUCAUUGAGGCUCAUUCUGCUCUCACACAGUUUGAUAAAGUUAAACUGCACUCCUUGGUAACAGAGAGGUGUUAUCCUGAAAUGGUCAGAGGGAACCGUUAUAAAACAAUUCGUUGGAGAUUUAUUGAGUCGUUGGAGCCACCAAGAGUGGUUCAUGCCCGCUGCCCAGACAUGGUCAGUAAGGGUAACCUGUACGGUCAGGUGACACUACGAAUGCACUCCCGACAGACAUUGGCUGUUUAUGAUCGCUUUGGUAGACUUAUGUUGGGAGAUGAAGAGGAGCCACGGGAUGUGCUGGAAUACCUUGUGUUGGAGAGGCAUCUGGUCAAUCCUUAUGGUCGCUGGAGACUACACGGCAAGAUUGUCCCAGCCUGGGCCCCACCUAAAGACCCCAUCAUUAAGUCUGUUAUGAUCCCUGGGCCAAAGCUCAAGCCAGAAGAAGAAUUUGAGGAGCUCAACUAUGAAGUGCCCAGGCCUAAAGCAGUGCAAUGGAACAAGUAGCCCAGAUCAAAGAAACAGAGUGUUCAACUUUCAGACACUUAUGGACUGAAUUUCCCCAUUCACAUACAUUUGAAUUAAACUUUGUUUCCCAUAUGCUGAAGUCUUUCAUUUUCUUUGCAAGGAUUUCUGUGGAGCGUAACAUCACUUGAGUCUAGCUGAAGUUUUUAUCAUUAAUUUCAGUGUGGAGGAUGAAGGGGAACUGAAGUGAGAACAUCAGUGAAUAUGACUGCCAUUAUCCUCUGGCCACAUAUCCCUGCAACUUAAUGGUCCAGAGACAAUUUAGUGUCUUAUUGUUUGAGUUCUGUGAUGCAAUGGACAUAUAUACAUGUAUUUAAUGGUCACAUGGUUGAACUGAUGGGCCAAAAAGGUGAUUGCAAGAUAUAGGAUAAUAAAAAUUUAUUCAUAUCAGAAAUCAUUAUUAUUUGAUGAUAGUGUAUAACUU
Chanos chanos (milkfish) is the source of this 1390-nucleotide messenger RNA. RefSeq names its product mitochondrial ribosomal protein L45 (gene mrpl45). Lineage: Eukaryota; Metazoa; Chordata; Actinopteri; Gonorynchiformes; Chanidae. Gene Ontology annotation, cellular component: mitochondrion. The record is from RefSeq and is a predicted model, not a curated record. The transcript has 8 exons. Bases 1 to 948 code for a protein of 315 amino acids.